AUGACACUCAACGGAGAUGGCUGUGGAGGUGUAAUACGAGACAGUAGUGGACGACUGAUAGAAGGUUUCAUGCAUGGCCAUGUGGAAGGAGGCAGCUUGACGGCGGAGCUAUGGGCGAUUCUAGUUGGUCUUAAAGCUGUAUGGGAUUCAGGAAAGAGGAGAAUAAUUGUGGAAUGGGACUUGUUGGAGGCUUUGAAUGCUGUGGAAGGUGAAGUUAUCCAACAACACCAUGAAUAUUCCCUGAUAGAGGAGAUCAAAUGCAUGUUGGGACGCGAUUGGGAAGUGAACAUAUGCCAUAUUAAUCGAGAAGGCAAUUCGGUUGCAGAUUAUCUUGCAAAGGAAGCUCUCCGAGGAUGGCCUGGCUUGUUUGGAAUUCUGAACUCAUCCUUUGAGUUGACAAGGUAUUUUUUAGUUGAUUUGAAUAAUUUGCCCAGCAGUUAA
Prosopis cineraria is the source of this 441-nucleotide messenger RNA. RefSeq lists its product as uncharacterized. The transcript has 2 exons. Bases 1 to 441 code for a protein of 146 amino acids. Gene Ontology annotation, molecular function: nucleic acid binding; RNA-DNA hybrid ribonuclease activity. The record is from RefSeq and is a predicted model, not a curated record. Lineage: Eukaryota; Viridiplantae; Streptophyta; Magnoliopsida; Fabales; Fabaceae.